Closterium sp. NIES-67 is the source of this 1927-nucleotide messenger RNA. NCBI's taxonomy places the organism in Eukaryota, Viridiplantae, Streptophyta, Zygnematophyceae, Desmidiales, Closteriaceae. The record is from the annotation of a GenBank genome assembly.
CCAGCUAACCACAUCUACAGCGCCAGCCUCAGACUUGUGUUGUCCUUCUCCUUCCGCAGCAGCCAGUGCUUGCCUUGCCACGUGAUCACGUCACGUCCCUUGCAGGCAUACGGCGAGAACUCUAACGUGUCUGUUUAAUUACCGCCUCCUACCUCGUCGCCUCCCUCCCCCUACCGCUUUCUGCAGCGACUGCGCCGUUCGCGAUGGCUGCUACGGUCUCCCGCGCGCUGACCGUCACAUGCGCGGCGGCGGCGCGCCACGUCACGGCGGCGGGCAGCAGCAGCGCGCAGCAGCAAGUGCAAUGGACGGCGAGGGCCCUGGAGAACAAGCCGAUGUCGGAGCUGCGCGCUCUGGCGAAGCAGCGCGGAUUGCGGGGCGACACGAAGGCAGAGCUCAUCGCACUGCUGACGUCCACAGGCAACCUCAGCGCAAGUUCCGCCUCCGUCUCCGCCUCCGCUUCCGCUUCCGCCAGCGCGGCGGGCGCGGAGGGGCAGCGGCAGCGGCAACUGGACGUGCUCCCGCUGGCGCAGCUGCGCGCAAUGGCGCGGAGCAGAGGGCUCAACGCGUCCGGCAGCAAGGCGCAGCUAGUUAAAGACCUAUUAGUCGCGGAACUCGGCUUGACUGCAUCCGCGCCCUCCACCUCCACCUCCGCCCUCCGUGGCGCUCCUCCGCCUUCUCCCCCUCCCGCGUCCCCCUCCGCCUCCGCGCCCUCCGCCCCCGCGCCCGCGUCCCCAAGCAAGACGUGGAAGAACCAGCUGCAGGCGCAGCCGCUGUCCGCCCUGCGCGCCCUGGCGCGGGAGCGGGGGCUGCGGGGGGACACGCGCGCGGAGCUCAUCACAGCGCUCAGUGUGGACCCGCCCGCAGGCUCGGAACUGCCGGGCCUGGUGCCAAACCUGCCAGCCUCGUUCGACCUGCCGUUCCAAUCGGAGGUGCAGGCAGGGGGCAGCGCUCUGGAGCCAGCACAGGCGUCCAAGCUAGCAGCAGAGCUGGCGUCACUGUCAGCGACAAUGCAGGUGCUGCAGUCAAAGCAGGCAGCGCUGUCAGGCGAGAGGGACAGCCUGCGGGAGCAGGCGGAUCUGCUGAGGAACGUGCUGGUGGGCGGGCUGGGACUGGCGCUCGUACCGCUGCUGCUGCCGCUGCAGGCCACCAACACCGCCGUGCAAGGGAGCUCGAGUGUUACUGCGAGUGUAACCCAGGCCCUGCCGCCCCCAGCACUGCCUGCCCCCGAGGUGAGGGAGCUGGCUCCAGAGGACUUCUGCCGCACGCUCCCCGCGUCGCUGCUCUCGCCAGACCUCGCAAGAUUCUGCCAGGCAGUCAACGACCUGGGGCUGUGAUCGGGGAUGAGAGGGGGGGUGAGGUGGGGAUGGGGGGGAAGCCGCUCUGAUUGUGAGGGGUGGGGAGAUGGGGCGUUGGUUGGGGCAUGGGGACCCAGGCGUCGCUACUCCAGGCGCCGCUGCUCCAGGCGUCGCAAGAUUCUGCCAGGCUGUCAUCAACCUGGGGCUGUGGUCGACACCUCCGAUUGAGGAUGCUUGCGGUGUGCGGGGGCCAGAAGGUGAUGGGGGAAAGCUCUGAGCACGGGGGGUGUGGGUGUGGGUGUGGGUGUGGGUGUGGGUGUGGGUGUGGGUGUGGGGUGUAGGGCGUAGUGUAGGGUGUCAGGUGUUGUGUUGUGUCGUGCGUGUGCACGUAAGGACGUGUGAACAAGAGCUUCGUUUGGCUACCUACCUACCUGCUAUCGGUAUCGCAUAGCAUCGGCUCUUUUCAUUCUCACCGACAUUUGCUCGUUUUUGAGCAAGUGGUGCUGCUGUUGACCUGUGCUAAGGCAAGGAGGGAGCCACUGGUUUGCCAUUAUACUUUCUUGUCAUCGCCAUUUACCGUAUCUUUGCAUUUGUUACAUCAACAAUACACGUGUAUGCUGAUGUUUCUAAAC